AUGGAAUUCGACAAGUUCGACGGCAAAGAAGGUGACAACCUUAUGCUGUGGUUUCGGCAUAUUGAGCCGGCUGUGUUUAUUGCCGACAUCACCUACGAACCGUACCGUGUAGGCUUUGCCACGGGUAAGUUCUGUGGCUCAACCAAACAAUGGCCAUUCACAUGUGGUGCAUCACUUCAAGAUGCUUUUCCCGCAUGGGCCGAUCUGAAAGUUCAGAUGACCCAGCAGUAG
Molecule: messenger RNA, 231 nt
Organism: Peronospora belbahrii
Lineage: Eukaryota; Oomycota; Peronosporomycetes; Peronosporales; Peronosporaceae
Source: the annotation of a GenBank genome assembly